Molecule: messenger RNA, 1014 nt
Organism: Thelazia callipaeda (thelaziosis nematode)
Lineage: Eukaryota; Metazoa; Nematoda; Chromadorea; Rhabditida; Thelaziidae
Source: the annotation of a GenBank genome assembly
AAUACCACUGCACCAACAAAUUUGGAAAGUCCAAAAAAAAUGAAAAAGCAAGCAAUUCAUCAAAAUAGCAGUAACAAUAUCAUACAUCCGAGUGGUGCAGCAAUUAAUAUCACAAAUAAUACCACAACAACAAGUACAACAACUACACCAAUUGUUCCACAAUCUAAGCAAGUUUCCUAUACAGUAAUUUUAUGUAUGAAAAUUGAACCGACUUGUAAUCGAGCAUUUUCAAUCAAGAGGCCUCUUUCUUUUAUAUCAAAUUUGAGAAAUGCUCAGGUAGACUGCAUUAAUGACGGACCAAUGAGCAAUGAAGGAAACAUUUUAUACUGUUUUGAACUAAAUUCAAAAGUAAGCACUGCCUUGGAACGCGAAAGUACUGCACCUUGCGAUUCACCUGAGAUAUCUGACCCCGAUGCAGAAGAACAAACACCAUUUAGAGCUGUACAUCGCAUUCCUUUUAUUGACAUUGACAGUUUGACCUCAUUGGUUGGACAUGAUGAUGUCUAUGAAAUACCACCUCGAAUUGAGGUGCUUGAAGAACCAAAGCAUACUUUAGCUAUGUCAGAAGAAGUACGUCGGCCACUGCUAGCUACUGCGCGAGUAACUCGUCGCAAGCAUUCGUUACAAGGAAUACGAAAUUUGAUCAGCGUUGUGCGAACAAGAAGCAUUCGAAGGUUAAAAAACCAUCCGAGCAAAAGUGAUUACAAGUCAAGAUCAGAAAAUCGUGCACGGAAGGCAUUUUUUUUAACUUUGAAAAAAUUCAUUGCAUUACGUACGAUUACUUUCAUCCUGGGUACUUUCACGAUACUUUGGACUCCAUUUUACGUAAUGGCAACAGUGAUGGGAUUUUGUGAAUCGUGCAGGAAUUCAAAAGUAUUCAAUUUAUUUUACUCAAUAAGUUACUUUCUCUGUUAUAUGAACAGUCCGAUUAAUCCAUUUUGUUAUGCUAUGGCUAAUCAACAGUUCAAGAAGGUACUUUUACGAAUUUUGAAAGGCGACUUCAAGAGGUCAUAG